CUAGCGGGCCAUGGACGAACCGAGCCUCCUGCGGCGCCGAGGGCUCCAGAAGGAGCUGAGCCUGCCACGCCGGGGACGUGGCCUGGGGGCUCGAGACCUGGCAGCCUUGGCGUCGCUCUCCGGGAGGGGGUGGCACCCGCGACUCCAGCCUCCCGCAACCCGACUUUUCCUGCUGGGCUGGGCCUGCGCGCAGGUGCGGGGCUCCGAGCCCCGCCCCGAGGAGGAGAGAGCCCGCCCCCCGCGCCCCCAGCGGCCCAGCCUCCACGCCGCGUUGGUAGCGCCGGCCAGGCGUGCUGUCCCCACGUCCGCGUCUGUGGGUCUGUCCGAUCGCACGGUGAUCGGGGUUCAGGGGGCCACAAAGGUGGUUUUGGCACCCGGCCACGUAGACGCAGCCCCGGCCUCGGCAUGAAGUCUCGCAGAGACAAGCUGCACAUCCCGGCGCUGACCCUUGAUCUGUCUCCGAGCAGCCAGAGCCCAUCUUUGCUGAGCCCCAGCAGCCCCUGCAGCCCCUGCAGCCCCUCGCUGGGCCUGCACCCCUGGAGCUGCCGUAGCGGGAACCGCAAAAGCCUGGUGGUAGGAACGCCCUCGCCGACCCUCUCCCGGCCCCUGUCUCCACUCUCCGUGCCCACAGCAGGCAACAGCCCCCUGGACAGUCCUCGGAACUUCUCAGCGGCAUCUGCUGUGAACUUCCCCUUUGCCCGAAGCCACAUCCCACGCGUGGAAAGGGCUGACGGCAGAAGAUGGUCCCUUGCAUCCCUCCCAUCUUCUGGCUAUGGAACCAACACGCCCAGCUCCACCGUCUCGGUACCCACAGUCCCACCUUGGCCAGCAGACAGGCGGUCGAGCUCAUCCUCCCGGGAGCGCCUCCACCAGCUUCCUUUCCAGCCGACGCCGGAUGAACUAUGCUUCCUGUCCAAGCAUUUCCGCAGCUCAGAGAGCGUGGUUGAUGAGGAGGGUGGCCACCGCUCACCCCACCUUCGCCCCCGUUCCCGCAGCCUCAGCCCGGGACGCACCACAGGGACCUUCGACAAUGAGAUCGUCAUGAUGAAUCAUGUAUACCGGGAGCGGUUCCCGAAGGCCACGGCACAGAUGGAAGGCCGUCUGCAGGAGUUCCUGGCGGCCUUUGCACCCGGCGCCCGGCUGGCACUGGCCGAUGGCGUCCUGGGCUUCAUCCACCACCAGAUCAUUGAGCUGGCCCGCGACUGCCUGGCCAAGUCUGGAGAGGCGCUUGUCACCUCCCGCUACUUUCUGGAGAUGCAGGAGAAGCUGGAGAGGCUGCUUCAAGAUGCCCACGAGCGCUCAGACAGUGAAGAGGUCGGCUUCAUUGUCCAGCUUGUCCGGAAGCUGCUCAUCAUCAUCUCGAGGCCAGCGAGGCUCCUCGAGUGCCUGGAGUUUGACCCCGAGGAGUUUUAUCAUCUGCUGGAGGCUGCGGAGGGCCAGGCCCGAGAAGGCCAGGGCAUCAAGACGGACCUGCCACAGUACAUCAUUGGGCAGCUGGGCCUGGCUAAGGACCCCCUCGAGGAGAUGGUGCCUCUGAGUCACCUGGAAGAAGAAGGACAGCCUCCAGCUCCUGAGUCCCCGGAGAGCCGUGCCCUCAUCGGCCCAUCACGGAGGAAGCCAUGUGAGAGCGACUUCGAGACCAUCAAACUCAUUAGCAACGGGGCCUACGGGGCUGUCUACCUGGUGCGGCACCGAGACACACGGCAGCGCUUUGCCAUCAAGAAGAUCAACAAGCAGAACCUGAUUCUGCGCAACCAGAUCCAACAGGUCUUUGUGGAGCGUGACAUCCUCACAUUUGCCGAGAACCCGUUUGUGGUCAGCAUGUUCUGCUCCUUCGAGACCCGGCGCCACUUGUGUAUGGUCAUGGAGUAUGUGGAAGGCGGCGACUGCGCCACACUCCUGAAGAACAUGGGCCCACUGCCCGUGGACAUGGCCCGCAUGUACUUCGCCGAGACAGUGCUGGCGCUCGAAUAUUUGCACAACUAUGGCAUCGUGCACCGUGACCUCAAGCCUGACAACCUGCUCAUCACCUCGCUUGGCCACAUCAAGCUGACUGACUUCGGCCUGUCCAAGAUUGGGCUCAUGAGCAUGGCCACCAACCUCUACGAGGGUCACAUCGAGAAGGACACCCGGGAGUUCGUGGACAAGCAGGUGUGCGGGACACCUGAGUACAUCGCGCCCGAGGUGAUCUUCCGCCAAGGCUAUGGGAAGCCAGUGGACUGGUGGGCCAUGGGCGUUGUCCUCUAUGAAUUCCUGGUGGGCUGUGUGCCUUUCUUCGGAGACACCCCCGAGGAACUCUUCGGCCAGGUGGUCAGUGAUGAGAUCAUGUGGCCAGAAGGGGAUGAGGCCCUCCCAGCUGAUGCCCAGGACCUCAUCACCAGGCUUCUCCGACAGAGCCCACUGGACCGUCUGGGCACUGGGGGCACCCAUGAGGUAAAGCAGCACCCCUUCUUCUGGACCCUGGACUGGGCUGGGCUCCUGCGACACAAAGCUGAGUUUGUGCCACAGCUUGAAGCCGAGGACGACACGAGCUACUUUGACACACGCUCAGAACGGUACCGCCACCUGGGCUCGGAGGAUGAGGAGACCAACGAUGAGGAAUCAUCCACAGAGAUCCCUCAGUUCUCGUCUUGUUCCCACCGGUUCAGCAAGGUCUACAGCAGCUCCGAGUUCCUGGCUGUUCAGCCCACCCCAACCUUCGCUGAACGCAGCUUCAGCGAGGACCGGGAGGAAGGCUGGGAGCGCGGCGGCGAGGUGGACUACCGCCGCCGCUUGAGCUUGAACACCGCCUUGAGCACCGGCUUGAGCACUGGCUUGAGCACAGAGAUCCGGCUACGGUCCUGGACAUCCUCUGGUUCUUCCUGCCAGUCGUCUUCUUCCCAGCCUGAGCGGGGGCCCAGCCCAUCCCUCUUGAAUACUAUUAGCCUGGACACAAUGCCUAAGUUUGCCUUCUCGUCAGAGGAUGAAGGAGCCAGUACAGCCUCUGUGGGCCCCAAGAGGCCCAUCUUCAUUCUGGGGGAGCCUGAUCCACCCCCAGCAGCCACCCCUGUGAUGUCCAAGCCCUCAAGCCUUUCUGCUGACACAGCCGCCCUCAGCCACGCUCGCCUGCGAAGCAACAGCACCGGAGCCCGACACUCGACACCGCGGGCCCUGGAUGCUGGGCGGGGCCGCCGCCUUGGGGGCUCAAGAGAGCCAGCUCCCGAGAAGUCCCGGGUCUCCCCCAGCGGGGGCCGCGUGCCCAAGUCUGCCUCAGUGUCUGCCCUAUCCCUCAUCAUCACAGCCGAUGACGGCAGCGGUGGCCCCCUCAUGAGCCCUCUGUCCCCACGCUCACUGUCCUCAAACCCGUCAUCCCGAGACUCCUCUCCGAGCCGAGACCCGUCCCCCGUGUGUGGCAGCCUGCGGCCCCCCAUUGUCAUCCACAGCUCAGGCAAGAAGUACGGCUUCAGCCUACGGGCCAUCCGCGUCUACAUGGGCGAUAGCGAUGUCUACACUGUGCACCACGUCGUCUGGAACGUGGAGGAGGGAAGCCCUGCCCAGGAGGCGGGCCUGCGAGCUGGGGACCUCAUCACCCACAUCAACGGCGAGUCUGUCCUGGGGCUGGUGCACAUGGACGUCGUUGAGCUGCUGCUGAAGAGCGGCAACAAGAUCGCCCUCCGGACCACGGCCCUGGAGAACACCUCCAUCAAGGUGGGCCCCGCCCGGAAGAAUGUGGCCAAGGGCCGCAUGGCGCGGCGGAGCAAGCGGAGCCGCCGGCGGGAGACGCAGGACCGGCGGAAGUCGCUCUUCAAGAAGAUCUCAAAACAGUCCUCUGUGCUGCAUACCAGCCGCAGCUUCUCUUCCGGCCUCCACCACUCCCUGUCGUCCAGCGAGAGCCUCCCAGGGUCGCCCACCCACAGCCUCUCCCCCAGCCCCACCACGCCUUGCCGCAGCCCAGCUCCCGAUGUCCCAGCAGGUACAGACACCACAUCCCCUCCCAGUGUCUCCCCGAGCUCCAGCAGCCCUGCCUCUCCUGCCGCCAGUGGCCACACCCGCCCUAGCUCCCUGCAUGGCCUGGCCGCCAAGCUCGGGCCCCCCCGCCCCAAGACUGGCCGCCGCAAGUCUACCAGCAGCAUCCCGCCCUCACCACUGGCCUGCCCACCUGUGCCUGUGCCCCCACCCCGCUCACCCUCACCCCUCCCCGGGCACCCGCCGGCACCUGCCCGAUCUCCUCGGUUACGCCGGGGGCAGUCAGCUGAUAAGCUGGGUUCUGGCGAACGGCUGGAUGGGGAGUCGGGGCGCCGCGGCCGUGGGCCAGACUCAGAGUUGGUGGUCAUGCGGCGGCUACACCUGUCCGAGCGCCGAGACUCCUUCAAGAAGCAGGAGGCUGUGCAGGAGGUGAGCUUUGAUGAGCCACCCGAGGAGGCCACCGGACCACUCACCUCUGUACCACAGAUUGCCGUGGAGGGCGCUGAGGCUGUGCUGGGAACUCUUGGACCUGCCGGGAAGGACUGAUCCCUCCCACCUGGCCUCUCCCUGGCCUAGGAGUUGGGCUUUUUUUGUGCAAUGUGUUUUCCAUAAAGUGACUUCUGGAUGGAGACUGAGCCACCAGACUAAGACACCUGGAAGGCGAGAACCCAUCUCGGUCCUUACUGGAAGGCAGAGACCGCACCUCCCUCAUGUUCUGGUGCAGAUCAGGGGCCGUAGGGGCCAGAAUGGGGAACGAGGGUGGCAUUGUAAAUAGCAGCAAAUCCCUGCGACUAAUUUAUUACUUUUUAUAAGCGCUGGGUAGACUGAGCUGCCACUGUGAAGGCGGCUGCCCGGGUCCUGCCCCUUGCACCUGGGACCCCAUUUGCAGACGCUGCCCCCUGGGCUGAGAAGGAAGCACUUUGGACAAGUCAUGUAUGUUCGUGUUUUCUAGGUUUCCUGUAUUUUUUUAGUUUUGUAUGUGUGUGUGUGUGUUACUUGAUCCCAUCCUGGCCCAAGACCCACUGAUCUGAGGGGAUACAGGCAAGCUUACCUGUCUGGGCCCAGUUUGGAGAGUCUACAACUGAUUCCCCUCUACCACAAAGCAAGCAAUGGCGAUGAUGAACUGGAUUCUGGAAGCUCCUUCUCACUAUCAUAGCCUCCAUCCUUAGGCCAGUCUUGCUAGAGUUUGUUUCUAGUCCUGAAGGCUUCAGCUUAGAGGAGGGGGUGUGGAAAAUGGGACUUUGAUGGAUGAGUAGGAGUUCGACAGAUCUAGGCAGAGGGGUCCUCCGUCCCACAGGGUGACACAGAUGCUCUGGGAGGGAGACUCAGGACUCCAAGGGUACUACUGCCAGGGCAGAAGAAUGUCCACCCUGCACAAGAUUUCACGUGCUUGAUGCCCACCAGGGUGAACCCUUGACCAUGAUGUGUCUGAAACACCCCAUGGCAGGGGGUGGUCCCUCCAUGUGUCACAGCCUUCCUAGAUUGAAAUUCAAGUGAGAAAACCCAACUGGGGGGCAGUGGGGCCCAAGUUUGAAUCUUGGCUUCCAUGUGUGGCUCUGGGAAAAUGGCUUUCCCGCUCUGUGCCUCAGUUUCCUUGUGUUUACAAAACUAAUCCCAAUGACUAUUUAUUCAGCAUCUACUCUAUGCCAAACGCUUUUACUCGUGGCUUCUUCCUCAGCCAGCCUUGAGAAGGCUGCAGGUGGUGUCGUCAUCCCCAUUUUACAGUCAAGUAACUGAGGCCUGGUGAGAAGUGGAGACUUGUCCCACAAAUCACAUGGUAAAAAUCAUGCAGCCAGGCCCUUUGAUGGGCCUAGUCAAGAAGGGAGCUUGAAUGGAGAGUCUGGUGCCAGAUACAGCUGACUCCCAUCUCCAGCUUUCUUCCCUAGGAUGCUAUAUGACCCACUGGGCAUGUCAGACAGAACCUCCAUUUCCUAUUUGGAGGUGCCUGGCAAGAUCACUGUGCCCCCACAUGGUAAGGGCACUUUCCAGGCACUGCAGCCCACUCUGCAUCCCUCCCAGAGACCCCCACCCAGCACUGGCUGGUGUUGGAGCUAGACCGAGGCUGUGCAUGACUUGCUCCCUCUUUCCAUCCUGGAGCUGACCGUGAAUAAAAGCCCACAUUUACAAAGAGGUCCAGUGUCUGGAUUUGUGAGGGGCAAAGGAAGGGGUAAGGGAAGAGAGAGUGCGGUGGGGACCGGGUGAAAACUGGCUUCAUUUACAGGGGUUCUGAAGGCUGCAUAGGAGUUCACCAAUGAGGUAUCUCCCUGAUGCCUUCUCAGGUCCCUGGCCUCCUGCUGCCCUCUCCCUGAAUACCCAUCAUAGGCUCUGCCCUUAAAAUCUUCAUCCAGACAGCGAUCUGGGGCCCUGAGCUGUGUUAAGUAAAUAAACCAUCUUUGUGCCCUUUGUA
Molecule: messenger RNA, 6352 nt
Organism: Mustela erminea (ermine)
Lineage: Eukaryota; Metazoa; Chordata; Mammalia; Carnivora; Mustelidae
Gene: MAST3
Product: microtubule associated serine/threonine kinase 3
Exons: 30
Coding region: 406-4491 (1361 amino acids)
Biological process (GO): intracellular signal transduction; peptidyl-serine phosphorylation
Molecular function (GO): ATP binding; magnesium ion binding; protein binding
Source: RefSeq, a predicted model, not a curated record